Messenger RNA from Cololabis saira (Pacific saury), 3313 nucleotides. Its product is annotated as rap1 GTPase-GDP dissociation stimulator 1-B. Gene Ontology annotation, biological process: positive regulation of GTPase activity. The record is from RefSeq and is a predicted model, not a curated record. NCBI's taxonomy places the organism in Eukaryota, Metazoa, Chordata, Actinopteri, Beloniformes, Belonidae. Gene Ontology annotation, molecular function: guanyl-nucleotide exchange factor activity; protein binding. Gene Ontology annotation, cellular component: cytosol. Bases 139 to 1821 code for a protein of 560 amino acids. The transcript is spliced from 14 exons.
GGAAAAUGGGAUUAAGAAGGAGAGAAGAGCAAGUGGUACUGGGCACACACACAAUCUCCAUCACACACACACACACACACCAACACAGAGCCAGCAGGUAGAGGGAGUGAGCCAGUAGAGUAGAGGCGACCAGCAGCCAUGACAGACGCGGACUCGCUAAGUGAGGCUUUAGAAGCCAUCAGUGUGAGCACAGACCUGAUCGAGGAGGAGCUAAAGCCUCAUCUGGAUACAGUGUUGACUGCACUGCUGGAAAAGAAGAAAGAGGCUGCUGUUGACAUUGUGAAAAGUGGGAUUUUGCCCACGCUGGCCCAGACGCUACAACGUAAGGGCCACCUGAGCUGCCAGGUGGCUCUGGUGGUGGCGGAGAUGGCUCGAGAAGCUGCAGUGAGAGAGCCGUGCAUCGAGGCGGGCCUAGUGAAAGCUCUGGUUCCCCAUCUGAACAGCAACAACGAGGAGAUGCUGCUGAACACUGGCAGGGCCAUCGGAAGGAUCUGCUUUGACAACUCACACCAACAGGACAAGCUGGUCCAGAGUGGAGUCAUCUCCAGACUCGUGUCCAUUAUGAGGACGUAUCCAGAAAACGACCCGCUGGUCAACGUCUGCCUGCUGGCCCUGUGUAACCUGGCUGACAUGGACUGUGCGAGAGAGGCCCUGUCGGGCCUGGACGUGGCAGACGUGCUCAUCUUUCAGCUCAAACGGGCUCCCGAUGCCGAACGCCGACACGUCAUCUUGGAAAUACUGGGUUCCCUGAGUGAGAGUGAUACGCUGAAGCUGCAGUUUGCUGAUUCGGGAGUGCCAGAGUCUCUCUCAGCGAUGAUCCGCCUCCUGCAGGGAGGUUCUGACCCGCACGACUUCUGCAGCAUGAAGAUCGCCUCCAGCCUUAUAGUGUCUCUGCUCUUAGGAGAUGAGUCGAUGCAGAAGUGUUUCGGUGAGGGAUCAGGGACGGUGUAUCAGGAUAUCCUGUCCUGGCUGCAGAGCUCCAACACCCAGCUGCAGCUGUCCGGAGCUCUCGCCAUCGCCAACUUUGCAAGAAACGACAGUAACUGUGUGAAGAUGCUGGAGCUCGGCGUGGUUCCUCACAUCCUCACCUUGCUGGAGCACCACGUGGACGAAGGAGACGUGUCCGUUCAACACGCCGGACUGAGCGCGCUCAGGAACCUGGCCAUACCAGCAACCAACAAAGUGCGGAUGCUGGAGGACGGGGUGACGGAGAGGAUAAAGACUCUGCUGCGCACCGACAUGCCGCCGGUUCAGUUUAAACUGUUGGGUACAUUGCGCAUGAUGGUGGAUGGACAAGAGGAUGCUGCGUUGAUGCUGGGGAGAGAUGCUGUGCUGCUCACGCGGGUCAUGGAGUGGUGUGAAGCCAAAGACCACGCAGGCGUGUGCGGGGAAGCCAGCCGUCUCCUGGCAGCCCUCAUCAGACACAGCCGCAGUCCUGAAGUUGUCCGUGCGGUAGCCAGAGCAGAUGGAGUACGGCACCUUAUCUCUAUGGCAACAAGCGAGCAUGUCAUCAUGCAGAAUGAGGCCCUGGUUGCUUUGGCAAUAGCGUCUGCCAUUGACAUUGAGUCCAUGAAGGAUCCGUUUAAGGAGGCGGAGCUUCUACUCACACUGAAGAAGAUUCUGGAGGAUCCUGCAGCAGCGCUGGAAGUCCAGUUCAGCGCGUUAGGACUUGUCUGCACUCUGGCCAACUCCAGUGUGACGAGGGAGGAGCUGAACUCCGUGGACAUGAAGCAGAGCCUGAGCAAGCUGACGGGCCACAGCAGCAGUAAAGUGGCCUCUCAGGCCUCGUCCAUCCUCAGCACCCUCUCCGACAGCAGCUAGACCCUCACCUGCAGCCUCUCAGGACCUCACCUGCCCUAACACGUGUCCAUCUCAUUCAACCACGGGGUUUAAUUCAGAUGAGCUUCAGGUACACAUGAAAGUCCCCGCUUUUGUGACAGCUAACGCCGUAACGGUUGGGUAGAAGAUGUUUCAAAAUGCACAAUUACAAAAUACAACGCCCUUCCUUCAGAACUCUGAGGCCUCCAGAGCACAGGACUGGUGUUGACUGAUGAAAGGUCUGACGGACCAGAGACAGACAGGGGGGGCCACAGUGACCGGUGGCUGUUUCUACAGCCCUUUGUGCUUCUACGCUUGAUUCAUAGUUUUUGUUUUGAUGUAACAGCAUUACACUUGUUGUUUGGUAUCAGUGUUGAGAGAAGUUAAGGUAGUCUAGCAAAGAAAACUCUAAAAAGAUCUCUUACCCAACCUUUAAGGACCCUCUUCUAGUGAUGGCAUGAUGCACGCUUUCUGGUGCUCAUCAGUUAUGCACAUUUUUACUUCUUGGUCUUCCUCUUUUUGGCAAAACAAGACAUUUAACGUUUUCUUUUUGUGCCACGUGACGGUGCAAAUGCCGCCAGGUGAUGUUUUACGGCACAACGAUGACCAUUAUGGAGAUGGGUUUGAUGAAAGUUGGGGGCGAUCAGCAAGAAAGCGUGGAGAGUUCCUGUUAUUCUGAAGUCGGAGACCAGUGCUGUUGCUCUGUAUGCUGGUUUGUUCAAUCAUUACUUACAGUUGAGAACAUCAUGAAGUUUGAUAGAAAAGUAGAGUUCACUUUGACUGAAAAAUGUGAUGAAAACGUAGGCGGGGCCCCAGAGACUGUCACCACAAGCAUCACACCGGUCCUGCCUGAGAACCUGUUCUUUGUUCCUGUGACCAUUGAAUAAAAUAAACCCCACACCACCUGUGUCCGGCUGCAGAUUCCAGGUGUAAUGUCUGUAAACUCUGUGACUUUGUAUCUGUACCCCCUCCCUCAAAAAAAAACACAAAAAAACAACAGUUUUUUAAGCUUCAAAUGCAUUUAUGUUGCAUCGCAAUAAAACUUCUGUGUCCCCAGGCGAUUGAAAGCAGCUGAUAUUUAUCAUAAAACCUUUUCCUAACUCUAAAGACUACAUUUAGGUACAGACGUAUUUAGCCGGUAACAUAUUUGCAUUAUUUUGCCUUUAUACACAAGAACAGGAGCGAGUAAAAGAACCUCCAUAGGGCUUGGUCACCAAGGUGCAUUCUGCGAUGCGGCGGCCAUGUUGGCAGCCUCGUGAGUGUAAACAAACCGCAGUGUAGCAGUGUAGUAGCACCAAGUGAACAGACGCAACACAAAAAAAGAUGUUAAAAUGCCGGAAAGGAACUGGAAUUUACCGGGAUACCUUAAACAAGGAAGCCAAGGACCGGUAUAUAGAGAAAAUAAUGAUUAUUAACGUUUUGGAUCCAUAUGAAAUCCUUAAUAAAGAGUGGAGCUGCUCGUCGGAGCUCCAAUCUUUAGUAGGGAUUUAGUGCU